AUGACCGGCAUGCUAGGGGACACAAUGCAUACCGGCGAACAGUUCGGAAGCAGCAGUGCAGGCACUUUCAUGAAGCUCAUUCAGGCCGCCGUCAAAGGUACCGAUCAUUCAGCCGAGCAACCAUUGCAGGAUGAUCCCGCGAGGGUUGCUGUCCCGCACUCCUUGGAUGAACCCCCUGUUUCCAGCUAUGGUGAGCCGUCUCUCAUGGUCCUCCCAGCAAGAGACCUCGCCGACUGCUUGAUUCAAGCCUAUUGGGAAUGCGAGUGGUCUCUGUAUCCCAUCGUAGACCGUCCUAAAAUCGAGGCAGUGUACCAGACGGCUUGGGACGCUGGAGGGCCUCAUUGUUCGCCAACUACCCUGAGCCUGAUCAACCUCUGCUUCGCGCUUGGGUGUGCGUAUUCGUCAUUGAUCCCGCCAAAAGAUCGAAAGAUAAUGAGUCAGGACUUCUUUACGCGCGCAGAAGCAUUGUACCAUCGGAUUCAGUACAUUCCCUCGCUAGAAAAGGUCCAAUGCCUCUUGCUCUUUAGUAUCUAUCUCCAGAGCACCGAUCACGUUUUCCGAUGCUGGAUGGCGGUUGGGGAGGCCAUUCGCAUGGCACAGAGCUUAGGUAUCUAUCAAGACCGGCCUGCUUCCUCUCGUGAGCCUGCGGCGUACAGAGAGAACAAGCGUCGCACAUGGCAUGGCUGUGUAUGGUUAGAUCGUGUUAUGUCCGCUACCCUUGGGCGUCCGGGUAUGAUUCCCAAAUGGCUGUUCAACUCUGUUCCACUGCCAGCAAUGAUCGACGACGAGUUUCUGGAUGUGCAGACAACGAGCUCAGCUAUCCGACCAGACGGCAAACCCUGCACCCUAGCCUUUACUGUCAAGGCAUUUGAGCUCUACCAACUGUUCGACGACAUCCUCCACAAGAUCUAUCUGAGCUCUACCGGAGGGGAAGACUUUGAAAACAAGCUCAUCCCUGCUCUAGAUUUUGACCGGGAGAUCCAAGCUUGGGAGGAUUCCCUGCCAAGCCAUCUCCAUUAUCAUUCGAGUACCACGCGUGACGGGCUCAUUGACCGACAGGCAACAAUCCUGAGGAUCCGACUGCUACACAUGCGGACAGUAUCACUCCGUCCGGCUCUGAUCCGGCAUUGCAAACCUGGUGCUCCUACGUAUACCAUGAAGCCGCAGAUUCCCACCCGUUCCUUUCUCUCCGAAGUCAUGUACUCGGAGUCUUCAAGGAUGUGCUUCCAAUUCGCACACGAGCUCAUCAAUCUAUUCGACGCGAAAUUGGACGCGGAAACGAUGACCGGCCCUCUUCCUUCAUGGUGGUAUUCGGUCCUCUAUGUGUAUACUGCUGCGACCGUGAUUCUCGUCGAGCGUUUUCUCGAGACCAAAGAAAGCAUUCCCAGGCAGAGGUCCAACGCAGUGCGGGCGUGGGAUACGGCCGUUCGCAUCCUUCAAUCCUACAGCGUGGUGGCUGACUCGGCCACCAAGUGCCUCGUUGCUUUGGAAGCGCUGUCUGAGACCCUUUGUUGUGACCAGCAGGGUGACACAGCUGGCAGUGGUACAGGAGCCAAUGCUGAAGCCCGCAAUCGAAAUUUGUUUUUAGAGAUGACACAACUGCUGGGCGAGAAGACUAGUGUGCCGCCCUUUGAUUUCGAUGACUUUCUGUGGCUGGGAUAA
Molecule: messenger RNA, 1662 nt
Organism: Aspergillus homomorphus CBS 101889
Lineage: Eukaryota; Fungi; Ascomycota; Eurotiomycetes; Eurotiales; Aspergillaceae
Product: fungal specific transcription factor domain-containing protein
Exons: 4
Coding region: 1-1662 (553 amino acids)
Biological process (GO): DNA-templated transcription; positive regulation of transcription from RNA polymerase II promoter by galactose
Cellular component (GO): nucleus
Molecular function (GO): zinc ion binding; DNA-binding transcription factor activity, RNA polymerase II-specific; RNA polymerase II cis-regulatory region sequence-specific DNA binding
Source: RefSeq, a predicted model, not a curated record